Molecule: messenger RNA, 636 nt
Organism: Ichthyophthirius multifiliis
Lineage: Eukaryota; Ciliophora; Oligohymenophorea; Hymenostomatida
Product: thioredoxin domain protein 5
Exons: 2
Biological process (GO): protein folding
Cellular component (GO): endoplasmic reticulum
Molecular function (GO): protein disulfide isomerase activity
Source: RefSeq, a predicted model, not a curated record
AUGAUUAAAAAAACAUUAAUCUCAAUCACUAUAUUAUCAUUAGUAUUUUGUCAUACUUUUAAAACUGAUACCAAAGUUAAAGAAUUAGACAUUAAAAACUUUACAUAAAUCACAGGAAUAGGUUCUAAUAAAAUAGAAUUACCUUCCAUAGGCAUGUUUUAUGCCCCUUGGUGUGGUCAUUGUAAGAAUUUAAUUCCUGUGUUUGAAGAAUUAGCUGAAAAAAGAGAAGGAAAAAAUAUCAUUUUUGCAGUUGAUUGUACUUAAAAUAAAUAAAUUUGUGAUUAAUUUGAUGUAAAAGGAUAUCCUACAGUUAAAUAUUUUUCAACUGAUUAUUAAGUAAGUGCUUACAAACAAGCUAGAAAAUUGGAAGCAUUUGAAGAAUUUUUAGAAAGCGGAUACUAAUAAUCUGAAUUAAGUCCCCUUUAUUUCAGAAGACUAGACUUAUAAUAAAACUAUUAAAUAGCUACAGGAAUAGUUGAAUAUUUUGGCGGACAAACUAAUUUCUUGAUAUUUAUAGGUGCUUUUUUAGUUAUUUUUAAUGUUUUAUAUUCCUUAUUAUGUGGAAGAAACUCAUUAUAAAAAAAAAAUGAAAAGAAACCAAAAUAAGAAGAAAAAAAAUAAAAAAAAAAUUAAUGA